Messenger RNA from Meloidogyne enterolobii, 500 nucleotides. Lineage: Eukaryota; Metazoa; Nematoda; Chromadorea; Rhabditida; Meloidogynidae. The record is from the annotation of a GenBank genome assembly.
UCACAUAGUAGAAAAAAAGACAUUUCGUCACAGGCAUCUAAUUAAUUUUAUUAUAUUUAGGAACAGCAUUAGACCGUUCACCAGUAUCAUUUAUCUCCUCAUCAGAACUAACAGCGAAAAAUUUUGAGGAAAAUAUUGAAGAGCAUUUAUUCCCUUCGGGUCUACUUUUAUUCUCCUUCUGUGGAUUUCUGCUAAUUUUCCUCGUUGGAAUUUUUCUUUUUCGAAUUUUCAAAAGCUCCGAGAGAGAAAUGUUAUCGUCUUCACAUUCUCGAGAAUUACAAAUUGUUUUGGUACCCAAAAAUAGAUUAAUUAAAAAUUCUCCAAUAUUCCCCGUGAAAGAAGAAAAUUUGGAAGAAGAACAAAAAGAAUUGUUGAAUGAACAGCAACAACCUGUAAUUAGUGGAAGGAAAUUAUUCCCCAAAAGAAUUUAUGAAAUACAAGCAGAAGAAGGAUAUUACUCUUGCCCGCCGUCUAUGAGGGCUAGUUUUGAGGCUGAUUAA